This is a messenger RNA of Trypanosoma cruzi, 1806 nucleotides long. RefSeq lists its product as uncharacterized. Bases 1 to 1806 code for a protein of 601 amino acids. NCBI's taxonomy places the organism in Eukaryota, Euglenozoa, Kinetoplastea, Trypanosomatida, Trypanosomatidae. The record is from RefSeq and is a predicted model, not a curated record. Gene Ontology annotation, molecular function: RNA binding. The transcript has a single exon.
AUGCUUAUCGACAACGAUAUUAUAAUGAAAACGGCGCAGCAGCAGGUAGGUAAGCUUCCCAGCAACAUGGGCACAGGCAAUGACAAGAAUGAGAAAAGCGCCGCUGCAAAAGUCGAUCGUCCCUCGCGCGGAAGUAAUUUAGAUGAGUUUAAUGAAAAACGGUUUGACGACGCUUUGGGCGAUGUUGAAGAAUACGAAGGCUUCUCUGCGGGCGGUGGCUUGUACAUGGAGAGCGGCAUGGAGUUUGUCAUUAGCAUCGAUGACAAUGAUGACGAUGGACCUGCCGUUUCCCAGGCCCUAAAUUCGGCGCAUGACUCUUCGCCUUCUCGCCGCUUUGCUCCCAACGGGUCGGGUUUAGAAGGAAAAUCUGGCGCCAUGAACAACUGGAAUGCCAACUCACAGCAGCAGCAGCAGCAGCAGCAACGCGGCAUCCAUCCGUGCGAUCACCCCGCAUCCACGGCAAACGGUAGUAUAAACUCAGAUGUUUUCUUUGUUUCUUACAGCAGCUGGACGAAUCAUGCAAACACCGAUAGCGCAUACGGCGAGGUAUCACCUGCUGUCUCUUCUACUUUGGAACCACUGGUGGCAUGUGGUGGCGUGUCGCCACAACAACCGCAGCAGCCUUUUGACGUGCCCAUUGCGGGAAUUACCCCGGAAAGGGACGCGGGAAACUCGCAAUCAAGGCGGGAUCCGCAGGAUGAAAUACGAAGCAACCUUUUUGUCUCUGGUCUCCAUGCCAGCGUGACAGAUAACGAGCUAUACAAACAUUUUCAUCCCUACGGUGAGAUUGAAUCGGCAAAGGUGAUGUUAGACAUUCACACAGGAAAAAGUCGUGGCAUUGCGUUCGUAAAAUUCAAGGAAGUCGCCAACGCCGAAAAGGCAGCUGAAGAAAUGAAUAAUUCUGUUUUCCAUGGGGAGACCAUUGCGGUGCGUGUAGCCAAGCCGCAUGCCGCCUAUCGUCCUGGCGCACCUACCAACAAGACCUUUGUACGGAACAUACCACUCAAUAUGAAGAAGGCGGAACUCAUUCAACACUUUGGGCUUUACGGUGAGGUAGUUGAUGUCUCCAUCCACAAUGACGCGGCGCAGCGGUCCUCAAACAACAAACGGAACGUUGCCUUUGUCACGUACACGACCAAAGAGGCAGCCGCAAGGGCAGCACGAGAGACGCAUACAAGUAUACCGUUUCCGGAGUGUGAGGGUAUUCCUUUACUUGCGAAGGUGGCUGAGGACUCCGCCCAUCGUAACGAGCGUCUUGCCCGACGUGGGAUCUGUCGCCAUGGUGGAGUCAAGAACACUCUAAACAGUGCAAACAAUAGUGUCACCAGUUCCUUACAGGGUCUGCCGCAAGUUUACACACCAGGUACAGGAUCGCGGAAAACGCUCGACCGGACCCUAUCGGCCAGCGCCCCCUCGUACCCCUUUGUGCCGUCCCUGGGGGGGCAGCCCGUUCCUUCCGACCCUUACGCUUCUGGGAACACGGCAGCACCGGCCUUUUACGCCGCCCCGUUCUUUCCCGUGGCAACAGGAGCCACUGGAACCGCGCCGCUCUUCCUUGUUGGCCCGGAAUCCAGGCCGGCUGUCUUUGCACCGUCGUUGACACCUCUUUCGUUCAGCGGCUCCGUGCAGACGAUGGCGCCUAUGAAUACAGCCACAACUACGAUGGCUGCCACGGCACCAACGCCACAGCUGAUGAUGUAUCCCCAGGCCACCCCUCCCGUGGUGACACCACAGUCAACCAUUUUUUGCUAUUUACCAAAUGGACAGAUGACGCUUGCUGCCACGCCGCCACAACAGGGCACUUGA